Messenger RNA from Harmonia axyridis, 733 nucleotides. It is a transcript of the gene gdl, whose product is annotated as gonadal protein gdl. The record is from RefSeq and is a predicted model, not a curated record. The transcript is spliced from 4 exons. The coding region runs from base 113 to 622 and encodes 169 amino acids. NCBI's taxonomy places the organism in Eukaryota, Metazoa, Arthropoda, Insecta, Coleoptera, Coccinellidae.
CUGACAUCCAAUCCAAUCGAACAAGUAUAUUCUGUGUCUCAAAUCAAUAAAAUCUUUUUUUUUUUAAUUCAUUUGGGAUUGUGAGGCUAGAUUUUCAUAAAUUAAUAAACAAAUGGAUACUCCAGAAAUAUUACAGAAGAAACUCUAUUUUCUUUUGGAACAAUUACAAAAUAUGGCAAGUGACUUACCACCGAAAUAUCAAAUGAGGUUGCCUAUUGAGCUUUUAUCUAGUCUUGCGAAUUGCCUCCUCAAUGAUACAAUAUUUGAAAUUGUAAAGGGCCUACUAGAAAUUCAGCAUGUUACGGAACAACAUUUGUAUCAACAAAGGCUGCAGUUUAUCAAUAAUAAAAAAAUGGAGGAAGAGGAGAAAUUGAAAGGACUAAAUCCAGUACAAAAAGUAGAAGAACUGCAACAAAUAAUGAAAAAGCAUAAAGAGGAGUUGAAAAUUUUCGAUAUGAACUUGGUCCUACAAUUAGAUGAAAAAGUAAAAGAUCAACAGCAGCUUUUGGAACAAGCAGGAGUUCCCGGAUUUUACGUUACAACAAACCCUUUAGAGCUGAAGGUGCAAAUGUUUCUUCUAGAUUUUAUGUUAAGGUUGAGCAAAAUGACUAUACCAACUUGAAAAUGGAAUUUUAUGUUUGUUCAAUGUAAAUUUAAGAAUACAAUUUUGUGAUAUUAUAUAACUUAUUAAUCUACUCAUGGUUUUCUAUAAUAAAUUGAUUUUUUCUCAAAA